AGCUUACUCAAAAUUGGGAAAAAAAAAAGUAGGAAAGAAAAGAAGAACACCACAGCCACAGAAAAAAAGUGAACACCAGUGAUACGCGUUUGAAGUUCCAGAUGUCGCCUGGCCGACGUCGUUUUCCCUGAUUGGAACGUUCCGAGUGGAGAUCAUUACUGCAUAUGGCAAUAGCCUUCAAUCCUGUGUCCAUUUAUAUUUUCUUGUGCACACUCAGGGCGGGAGAUUAACCCCCAAAAAAUAACUACCAAAAGAAUUUAAGAAUGUGCCAUCUUCUCUGAACCUCUUCUUCCUCUCUCUUCCUCGCCCUCGCUCGAUCUCUGUGGUCUCCGGAGGUGGUUUAACGGGUUUUUUUUUUGGGGGCAGAAUGGGGUAUAUAGGGGCACAUGGUGUAGCUGCGCUCCACAGGUACAAGUACAGUGGUGUUGAUCACUCCUACGCUGCCAAAUAUGUCCUCCAACCCUUUUGGAGUCGUGUCGUUAAUUUUUUCCCCCUUUGGAUGCCUUGCAUUUGGAAAAUUUCCAAGUCCGAACAUGAUAACACUUACGGGAUUCAUCUUCUUGGGCAUUUCUGCACUGCUUGGCUACAUUUAUUCACCUCGCUUGGAUACACCUCCUCCAAGAUGGGUUCAUGUUGCGCAUGGUUUGCUACUUUUUCUCUAUCAGACCUUUGAUGCUGUUGAUGGAAAGCAAGCAAGACGAACAAAUUCUUCAAGUCCAUUAGGGGAGCUCUUUGACCAUGGAUGUGAUGCUCUUGCUUGUGCGUUGGAAGCAUUGGCUUUUGGGAGCACUGCUAUGUGUGGAAGAAGUACUUUCUGGUACUGGGUGAUUUCUGCCAUUCCAUUUUACUGUGCAACAUGGGAACACUAUUUCACCAAUACCCUUAUUCUUCCGGCUAUCAAUGGACCUACAGAGGGUCUCAUGUUGAUUUAUCUGUCACAUUUCUUCACAGCUAUUGUAGGUGCUGAGUGGUGGGUUCAACAAUUUGGGAAGUCCAUACCCUUAUUCGGUUGGGUGCCAUUUCUUAAGGAAAUUCCCACAAACAGAGCCGUGUUGCUUCUGAUGACAGCUUUUGGUGUUAUACCAACGGUCACAUGCAACAUACACAAUGUCUAUACAGUAGUUCAGGGAAGAAAAGGAAGCAUGCUGCUGGCACUAGCAAUGCUUUGCCCUUUUGCUACACUCUUGGGAGGAGUCCUUGUUUGGGAUUAUUUGUCUCCAUCUGACAUAAUGGGGAACUAUCCACAUUUAGUUGUAUUGGGAACUGGACUUGCUUUUGGUUUCCUUGUGGGAAGGCUGAUCCUGGCUCAUUUGUGUGAUGAACCAAAGGGGUUGAAAACUAAUAUGUGCUUGUCACUACUGUAUCUCCCUUUUGCCAUUGCAAAUGCACUCACAGCCAGAUUGAAUGAUGGAGUUCCUUUAGUUGAUGAGAGUUCGGUUCUUCUCCUGUACUGUCUAUUCUCAGCGGGACUCUAUGUGCACUUUGCCACAUCUGUCGUUCAUGAAAUCACGAGUGCGUUGGGAAUCUAUUGCUUCAGGAUAACUAGGAAGGAAGCUUGAAUUUUGCUGGUGUCUUCUUUGGGCCGUCAAGUCAAGAAUGAUGCAACAGCUAUGCAGAGGUUUUCUUUUUGUUUUCUUUUCCCCUCUAUACAACGUUGAUGGCUAUGCUGUCUAUCCUAUGGGUUUUAGUAUUUGAGGCCCACGCCCAAAUGGAAGAUCCGGCCUGUUUAGAUAUAUAAAAGGCCAGUGUAAUAGAAGCAUUAGAAAUCUACAGUUGCAGAUAUGGAUUACUUUCUAUUCUUUUCCUUUUCUUUUUUUUAAACAAAUUAGACAAUUGGUUUCUGUUUGGAAAGAAAGCCGACUGAUAAUUUCUUCA
Messenger RNA from Juglans microcarpa x Juglans regia, 1875 nucleotides. RefSeq names its product choline/ethanolaminephosphotransferase 1-like. Gene Ontology annotation, biological process: phospholipid biosynthetic process. The transcript has 20 exons. The coding region runs from base 450 to 1559 and encodes 369 amino acids. Gene Ontology annotation, cellular component: membrane. The record is from RefSeq and is a predicted model, not a curated record. NCBI's taxonomy places the organism in Eukaryota, Viridiplantae, Streptophyta, Magnoliopsida, Fagales, Juglandaceae. Gene Ontology annotation, molecular function: phosphotransferase activity, for other substituted phosphate groups.